AUGCUUGGUGGUGUUAGGAAAAAUGUCUUAGGAAACUUGAUGGCGCAGGAAACACAUUUUGGAUGGAUUUUGACUGGUCCACUUCCUAACUCGAACAAAGAAGUUUUCACAACAAGUGUUUCGUAUUUUACUGAUGAUAGUUUGGACAAGCAACUCGAGAAAUUUUGGACCUUGGAAGAACCGCCGCAACAUUCCCGACUCACACCAGAAAAUGAAUAUUGUGAAGAACAUUUUAAGAAUACAGUUAAGAGAAAUUCUGAAGGUCGUUAUGUUGUCUCACUACCUUUCGAACAGCAGUAUUCGACUGAUAGGUGUUUAGGACAUUCGCGUGAGAAAGCCAGGAAACAGUUUUUGCGAAACGAGAUUUCCCUGAAAAGAAAUCCUGAGUUGAAAUUGAUCUAUGAUAAUGUUCUUUCCGAAUAUGAUGUUUUGAACCAUAUGGUCGAGGCUGAAUUUAAUGAUUCAGACUUUUCAGAGACAUAUUAUUUGCCACACCAUGCAGUUUUUAAGCCUGAAAGCUCUUCAACGAAAGUAAGAGUUGUUUUUAAUGCGUCCAGCCGGACUACAACUGGGUUGAGUCUUAAUGAUAUAUUGUACCCUGGACCUAUUUUGCAAAAUGACUUGAUGUUGCUAAUAAAUAGAUGGCGUUUCUAUCGAUAUGUUUUUAAUGGUGACAUUGAAAAAAUGUAUCGCCAGAUUCUAAUUGAUCCCAAAGAAACGAAACUUCAAAAAAUUGUAUUUCGUAAGAACCACAGCUGUGAUUUGGUAGAUUUUGAAUUAAAAACAGUUACUUUCGGUGUUAAUUGUGCUCCUUUUUUGGCCAUCAGAACUCUACUUCAGUUAGCUGAAGAUGUCGAAGACAAAUGGCCGUUAGAUUCAAAAAUUUUACGCCGCAUGAUGUAUGUGGACGAUGCUCUCGCAGGAGCACAUGAAGUUUCGUUGGCGAUAAAAGCUCGUGAUCAAUUGAUCCUAGCAUUAUCAUCCGCUGGAUUUUCUAUGAGGAAAUGGACCUCAAAUGCUGAACAAAUUAUUUACGGUUUACCAGCAGAUCAUCUUUUGAAUGAAAACUUUUUAGAAAUUAAUGAUGAAAGUGUGCCAAAAACUCUAGGUAUACGAUGGAAUGCAAAACUUGAUGAAUUUUAUUUUGCUACUUCCACAAUAUCAUUGAAAGAAAAUUUUACAAAACGGGAAGUUCUAUCUACUAUUGCCAAACUUUUCGAUCCAGCUGGAUGGUUAGGACCGAUAGUAGUUAUAGCAAAAAUAUUGAUGCAACAAAUUUGGAGUGAGGGAACUGAUUGGGAUGAAAUUAUUUCAAAAGAUGCUGGGAUAAAAUGGAGACAAUUUCUUGUUGAUUAUGAAUCGAUAAACGAUAUUCAUAUUUCUCGUUGGGUAGGAUUCAAACCUACGACGACACUUGAAGUUCAUGGGUUUUGUGACGCUUCUGAAAAGGCUUAUGGAGCUUGUAUUUACGUACGAGUCCAUAAUGGAGUUAAUGCAAUACAUUCGCAUUUAUUACUAGCCAAAUCAAGAGUUGCCCCUCUCAAGACUAUUUCGUUACCACGUCUGGAACUUUGCGGAGCUCUUUUACUAGCAGACUUACUGGAAGUUGUUAGAAAAGAUUUAGAUUUGAACCAAAAUGAGACACGAUUUUUCACUUGGAGCGACUCAAUGAUUGUUUUAGCUUGGCUUCAGAAGCCACCAAAUUCGUGGACUACUUUCGUUGCUAAUCGAGUUUCGAAAAUUGUAGCAAAAACUGGCAAAGAAUGCUGGAGACAUGUGUGCUCAAAAGACAACCCGGCGGAUUUAAUUAGUCGUGGUGUUCGCCCACAAGAUUUGAUCGAAAGUCAUCUUUGGUGGAAUGGUCCUUCAUGGCUUCGUUCUCCUUCAAAUUAUUGGUUAUCUCCAACAUGUGUAGAUUUUGGCACAAGAGAAGAAGAGAGAACACCCAAAGUUUUUUUCUCGUAUUUUAAAACAUAUUCUGAUCUAUUGGAAAAUUUUUCAUCUUACGGCAGAGCUCUCAGAGUAAUGGCAUAUGUAGUUAGAGGAAUUAAUGGAAUUCUUAAAAUUAACCAACAUUUGUUUACUUCGUUGGACAUUUCAUCAGAUGAAUUAAAAUCUGUGAAGGAAAAACUUAUUAUUGUUGCUCAGAAAGUUGAAUUUGCUGAUGAAUAUCACAAACUUUCGAAAAAAAAUUGGUAA
Molecule: messenger RNA, 2199 nt
Organism: Calliphora vicina (urban bluebottle blowfly)
Lineage: Eukaryota; Metazoa; Arthropoda; Insecta; Diptera; Calliphoridae
Exons: 1
Coding region: 1-2199 (732 amino acids)
Source: RefSeq, a predicted model, not a curated record